Cercocebus atys (sooty mangabey) is the source of this 3862-nucleotide messenger RNA. RefSeq names its product ADAM metallopeptidase domain 32 (gene ADAM32). Lineage: Eukaryota; Metazoa; Chordata; Mammalia; Primates; Cercopithecidae. Gene Ontology annotation, molecular function: metalloendopeptidase activity. Gene Ontology annotation, biological process: binding of sperm to zona pellucida; cell adhesion; proteolysis. The record is from RefSeq and is a predicted model, not a curated record. The transcript is spliced from 25 exons. Gene Ontology annotation, cellular component: plasma membrane. The coding region runs from base 1279 to 3744 and encodes 821 amino acids.
UCCACCCACCUCAUCCUUCCUAAGUGCUGGGAUUACAGGUGUGAGCCACCGCACCUGCCUGUUGCCUUGUUUUUGUUCAUGUUAUUAAUUUCAGCUGUCGAUUUCCCUGUUGAAAUUGCUUGCAUCCAUAAAAAUCACAUCUUCAUUUUAAAUGUGUUAAUUCCUCAAGUGAGAUUUUUCUGUUCCCAUGAGGCCUUUUAGUUUAUGUGUUGGCCUAUUACAUAGUAUGAGAAAUUAAUCCAUUCUUUGAAAAGAAUGAAAAGCUAAUGCAUACAGAUGGAGACCUGGUGUGAGGCUGGGAAGGAGGAGGCAUUGCAGUUCCAGGGAAUAAAGCAUUGUUUAGGAAAGACCCAAAGUCAGAGCUGCCAAAGCACUGGGGAUAGGAGAAAUUAAGUGGCAGGUUCCGGUCUGAGUUCAGAAAAAUUACUAUGCUGAGGCAUUUGGCUAGAAUUUUCUACUGAAAUGUAAGUACUGUAAUUGUGGGCAAGAAUCUUCUCUAUCUCUUUCACUACAUGAAAUGAGUAUUUACUGCACUGAGAGGUUUCUGAACGAUAGAAUGACAUCACAUGAGUUUUAGCCAAUGGCCUGCGGAGAACCAGACUGGAGGAAAAAGCCUGGUUAUGAAGUCCAUUUGGGCAGCGUCAGUGGGGAAAAAAUGCAGCUGGCGCUCUUCAAAAAUAUGAAGAGCUGGCGUUUCAUAUUGAAAAGCGGCUCACUCUUCCCUUCUUUGGAAUAUUCACACAUCUGGCUAGUUUUGAAAAAAUAUUAGAAACAGGUUUGGUAAAUAUGAAUAUAUAUUUGGGUGUGUAUAUAGAUUUUAAUUCAGAAAGUAUUACACAUUCGCUUUUGAAGGGACCGAGGAAGCCCCGAACGAUGGCAGAUGCCUGUAAUCCCAGCUACUCAGGAAAUUGAGGAGGGAGGAUCGCUUGAACCCAGGAGUUCGAGACCAGCCUGGGCAGAAUAGUGAGUACCCCCGUCUCAAAAACAAAACAAAGCAACUGGGAAGUGUCUGGUGCAGAAAAGCACACGCUGACUGUGAGUAAGUGUGUCAGUUCUUAAGGUCCAUCAACACAAAAGCGAAAAGUUAGUGGAGGACUGCGAGCGCGAUCGCGACAGAGGGCGCUGGGUGGUCAGUGGCUCCAGCAACCACGCGGCGGGGUGCGCCGCGAAGGGAGCUGGAUGUUUUAGUCUCGGGGCACCCGCUGCGGGCUCUUAUUGUUCCGGACGCUGAACACCGAGAGCACCCCGGGCUCCGGGGCCUCCGGAGAACGCUGCCCCAUGAACGCGCGGGGAGCGGCCCCCGGCGUCCGCGCGUACCCGGCAACUCCCGGCGUCCCAACGGCUUCCCGCUGGCAACCCCGAAGCCGCACCAUGUUCCGCCUCUGGUUGCUGCUGGCCCGGCUCUGCGGCCUCCUGGCGUCAAGACGCGGUUUUCAAAAUUCACUUCUACAAAUCGUAAUUCCAGAGAAAAUCCAAACAAAUACAAGUGACAGUUCAGAAAUAGAAUACGAACAAAUAUCCUAUAUUAUUCCAAUAGAUGAGAAACCGUACACUGUGCACCUUAAACAGAGAUAUUUUUUAGCAGAUAAUUUUAUGAUUUAUUUGUACGAUCAAGGAUCCAUGAAUGCUCGUUCUUCAGAUAUUCAGACUCAAUGCUACUAUCAAGGAAAUAUUGAAGGAUAUCCAGAUUCCAUGGUCACACUCAGCACGUGCUCUGGACUGAGAGGAAUACUGCAAUUUGAAAAUGUUUCUUAUGCAAUUGAGCCUCUGGAAUCUGCAGUUGAAUUUCAGCAUGUUCUUUACAAAUUAGAGAAUGAAGACAAUGAUAUUGCAAUUUUUAGUGAAAAUAACAGAAGCCUGGAAGAACACCCAAUGGAUGACAACAUUUCUAUAAGUGAACAAUCAGAACCAGCUGUUCCAGUUUUAUUUCCUCUUUAUCUAGAAAUGCAUAUCGUGGUGGACAAAGCUUUGUAUGAUUACUGGGGCUCUGAUAGCAUGAUAGUGACAAAUAAAGUCAUUGAAAUUGUUGGCCUUGCAAAUUCAAUGUUUGCCCAAUUUAAAGUUACUAUUGUGCUGUCAUCAUUGGAGGUUUGGUCAGAUGAAAAUAAGAUUUCUACAGUUGGUGAGGCAGAUGAGUUAUUGAAAAGAUUUUUAGAAUGGAAACAAUCUUAUCUUAACCUAAGGCCUCAUGAUAUUGCAUAUCUACUAAUUUAUAGGGAUUAUCCUGAUUAUGUGGGAGCAACGUUUCCUGGAAAGAUGUGUAUUACUCGUUAUUCUGCAGGAGUUGCACUGUACCCCAAGGAGAUAACUCUGGAGGCAUUUUCAGUUAUUGUCACCCAGAUGCUGGCACUCAGUCUGGGAAUAUCAUAUGAUGAUCCAAAGAAAUGUCGAUGUUCAGAAUCCAUCUGCAUAAUGAAUCCAGAAGCUUUGCAAUCCAAUGGUGUGAAGACUUUUAGCAGUUGCAGUUUGAGGAGCUUUCAGAAUUUCAUUUCAAAUGUGGGUGCCAAAUGUCUUCAGAAUAAGCCACAAAUGCAAAAAAAAUCUCCAAAACCAGUCUGUGGCAAUGGCAGAUUGGAGGGAAGUGAAAUCUGUGAUUGUGGUACUGAAGCUCAAUGUGGACCUGCAAGCUGUUGUGAUUUUCGAACUUGUGUGCUGAAAGACGGAGCACAAUGUUAUAGAGGAUCAUGCUGCAGAGACUGUCAAAUUUUACAAUCAGGUGUUGAAUGUAGGCCGAAAGCACAUCCUGAAUGUGACAUUGCUGAAAAUUGUAAUGGAAGCUCACCAGAGUGUGGUCCUGACAUAACUUUAUUCAAUGGACUUCCAUGCAAAAAUAGCAAGUUUAUUUGUUAUGAUGGAGACUGUCAUGAUCUUGAUGCACGUUGUGAGAGUGUAUUUGGAAAAGGUUCAAGAAAUGCUCCAUUUGCCUGCUAUGAAGAAAUACAAUCUCAAGCAGACAGAUUUGGGAACUGUGGUAGGGAUAGAAAUAACAAAUAUGUGUUCUGUGGAUGGAGGAAUCUUAUAUGUGGAAGAUUAGUUUGUACCUACCCUACUCGAAAGCCUUUCCAUCAAGAAAAUGGUGAUGUGAUUUAUGCUUUCGUACGAGAUUCUGUGUGCGUAACUAUAGACUACAAAUUGCCUCGAACAGUUCCAGAUCCACUGACUGUCAAAAAUGGCUCUCAGUGUGAUGUUGGGAGGAUUUGUGUAAAUCGUGAAUGCGUAGAAUCAAGGAAAAUUAAGGCUACAGCACUUGUUUGUUCUGAACAUAUUUGUUCUGGACAUGGAGUGUGUGAUUCCAGACAAAAGUGCAUUUGUUCACCGGGCUAUAAUCCUCCAAGCUGCCGAACACGUUCCAAAGGUUUUCCCAUAUUUCCUAAGGAAGACAUGGAUUCUAUCAUGGAAAGAGCAUCUGGGAAGACUGAAAACACCUGGCUUCUAGGUUUCUCCGUUGUUCUUCCUAUUCUCAUUGUAACAACCAUAGUAGUUUUGGCAAGGAAGCAUUUGAAAAAGUGGUUCAUCAAGGAAGAGGAAUUCCCAAGUAGCGAAUCUAAAUCGGAAGGUAGCACUCAGACAUAUGCCAGCCAAUCCAUCUCAGAAGGCAGCACUCAGACAUAUGCCAGCCGAACCAGAUCAGAAAGCAGCGGUCAAGCUGAUACUAGCAAAUCCAAAUCAGAAGAUAGUACCCAAGCAUAUACUAGCAGAUCCAAAUCACAGGAAAGUACCCAAACACAAAGCAGUAGUAACUAGUGGUUCCUUCAGAAGGCAACGGAUAACAUCGAGAGUCUCGCUAAGAAAUGAAAAUUCUGUCGUUCCUUCCGUGGUCACAGCUGAAAGAAACAAUAAAUUGAGUGUGGAUCAAUUUGCA